AUGUCCCUCCUACCUCCCGAAAUCCACACCGCGCUUUCUCAGCUGCUCCGCGCCUUGAGCACACCCGACAAUACCGUCAGAUCCCAGGCGGAAGACCAGCUCAACAAUGACUGGGUUCAGAACCGACCAGAUGUCCUGUUGAUGGGAUUGGCCGAACAGCUUGGCGGUGCAGAGGACACAAUAACCCGUGCUUUCUCCGCUGUGCUUUUCCGAAGAAUCGCAACAAAAACCCGAAAGGAUCCCGCCUCGGGCGACAACAAGGAGAUUUUCUCGUGCCUCCCCAACGAGCAGCGAAUUGCCAUUCGUGAGAAGUUGGUGACCUGUCUGACGAAUGAAACUGUCACCGACGUACGCAAGAAGAUUGGAGACACAUUGGCUGAGGUUGCUCGGCAAUACACCGAUAAUGGCGAACAGUGGCCUGAACUUCUCGGUGUUCUCUUCCAGGCAAGCCAAAGCCCUGACUCGGGCCUUCGAGAAACCGCAUACCGCGUCUUCACGACCACCCCCGGGAUCAUUGAGAAGCAGCACGAAGAUGCUGUCGUGGAGGUUUUUACCAAGGGUUUCAAAGACGAUAAUAUUUCCGUGCGGAUUUCCGCUAUGGAAGCCUUCGCUUCGUUGUUCCGGUCGAUCUCCAAAAAGUCCCAGCCUAAAUUCUUCGGCCUCAUGCCAGACCUUCUCAACAUCCUUCCUCCUCUCAAGGAGGCCUCUGAGAGCGAGGAGCUGUCCUCGGCACUGCUCGCCUUGAUCGAAUUGGCUGAAAUCAGCCCCAAAAUGUUUAAGGUCAUGUUCAACAACUUGGUUAAAUUCAGCAUCAGUGUCAUUGGCGACAAGGAGCUCAGCGACCAGGUGCGCCAGAACGCACUCGAAUUGAUGGCUACCUUUGCCGACUACGCCCCGAAUAUGUGUAAGAAGGAGCCGGAGUUCGCACAGGAAAUGGUCACACAGUGUCUGAGUCUGAUGACUGAUGUCGGUGCGGAUGACGACGAUGCGGAGGAAUGGAACGCGUCUGAGGAUCUCGAGCCUGAAGAGAACGACCUCAACCACAUCGCUGGUGAACAGUGCAUGGACCGUCUCGCCAACAAACUGGGUGGACAGGCCAUCCUUCAACCCGCAUUCUCUUGGAUUCCUCGCAUGAUGUCGUCUACCAACUGGCGCGAUCGCCAUGCUGCUUUGAUGGCCAUCUCCGCCAUAUCUGAGGGUUGUCGCGACCUGAUGGUCGGUGAGCUGGACCAGGUUCUAGCACUUGUUGUUCCUGCCCUCCAAGACGCCCACCCCCGAGUCCGCUAUGCAGGCUGCAAUGCCCUUGGUCAGAUGAGUACCGACUUUGCCGGUACCAUGCAGGAGAAGUACCACGAGAUUGUCCUCACUAACAUCAUUCCCGUUCUCGCCUCUACCGAGCCCCGUGUGCAGUCCCACGCUGCCGCCGCUCUCGUCAACUUCUGCGAGGAGGCGGAGCGCAGCACCUUGGAGCCAUACCUCGGAAACCUGCUCAGUCAUCUCCUGGAUCUCUUGCGCAGCCCUAAGCGUUAUCUGCAGGAGCAGGCGCUGUCCACCAUCGCCACCAUUGCCGAUUCCGCCGAGGCCGCUUUCGAUCAGUAUUAUACCACUCUGAUGCCUCUUUUGCUCAAUGUGCUCAAGGAGGAACAGGGUAAGGAGUACCGCCUUCUCCGUGCCAAGGCCAUGGAGUGUGCUACUCUGAUCGCACUGGCCGUUGGCAAGGAGAAGAUGGGUCAAGAUGCCCUGAACCUUGUGCAGAUUCUCGGCAACAUUCAGCAAAACAUCGUCGACGCCGAUGACCCACAGUCACAGUACCUCCUUCACUGCUGGGGCCGCAUGUGCCGCGUUCUAGGCCAAGACUUCGUGCCUUAUCUGCCCGGUGUUAUGCCUCCUCUCCUAACCGUCGCUGCCGCUAAGGCCGAUAUUCAGCUGCUGGAUGACGAGGACCAGAUUGAGCAGGUUGAGCAGGAUGAUGGCUGGGAGCUUGUACCGCUCAAGGGCAAGAUUAUCGGUAUCAAGACCAGUGCUCUUGAAGACAAGAAUACUGCUAUCGAAUUGAUCACGAUUUACGCUCAAAUUCUCGAGGAAAAUUUCGAGCCUUACGUCCUGGAAACCAUGGAGAAGAUCGCGGUCCCAGGUCUCGCCUUUUUCUUCCACGACCCCGUUCGAGUGUCGGCUGCCAAGCUGAUCCCUCAGCUGCUGAACUCCUUCAAGAAGUCACACGGUGGCCAGUCCCCCGGCUUCGCUGAAAUGUGGAACAAGGUCGCAGAGAAGAUCAUCGAGGUUCUGAGCGCUGAGCCGACAGUUGACACGCUGGCUGAGAUGUACCAGUGCUUCUACGAGUCGGUAGAGGUUGUUGGCAGAAACUCCCUCACCCCCCAGCACUUGCAGGCAUUCAUCGAAUCGGCGAAGUCGACCCUUGAGGACUACCAGAUGCGCGUGAAGCAACGUUUGGAGGAGCAGGCCGAGCUCGAAGAUGGUGACGAGGAGAACCUGGACUUUGAGUACGCCGUGGAAGACGACCAAAACCUAUUGAGCGAUAUGAACAAGGCCUUCCACACCAUCUUUAAGAACCAGGGCAACUCGUUCCUGCCAACCUGGCAGCAAUUGAUUCCAUUCUACGACGCUUUCAUCACAAGCCAAGACCCGACACAACGGCAGUGGGCUCUUUGCAUUAUGGAUGACGUGCUUGAAUUCUGCGGCGAAGAAUCGUGGGCAUUCAAGGACCACAUCAUGCAGCCCUUGGCUUCCGGUCUGCGAGAUGAGAAUGCCGCCAACCGUCAGGCAGCGGCGUACGGAGCCAGCCUCCCCAGCCUGUUCCAGGUUACACAGCAUGCGCAAUCCCGCACAGAGGAGAAUGUGUUCGCGACCGAGAAUGCAUCUGCCAGUAUUGCCAAGAUCCUGCACUACAACCCAUCGAAGGUUCAGGCUCCCCAGGAUGUCGUGACCAACUGGAUCGAGACUUUGCCCAUUACCUACGACGAGGAGGCUGCUCCCUAUGCCUAUUCCUUCAUCGCACAGCUGAUUGACCAGCAAAACCCGGCUGUCUUUGCCAAGGCUGACCGUGUCUUCGGUUUCAUCGUGCAGGCACUCGAGGCAGCUACCCUGCAGGGCCAGACCGCUGCCCGGGUGGCCACAUCUGCCAAGCAGCUGGUGGCAGUGACCGGCGCAAAUGCAGACCAGAUUCUGGCUUCUGUGGACCCGGCCAGCCAGGAAAGAGUGCGCAAGUUCUUCCAAUAA
Messenger RNA from Penicillium concentricum, 3237 nucleotides. RefSeq names its product nuclear import receptor PSE1. Lineage: Eukaryota; Fungi; Ascomycota; Eurotiomycetes; Eurotiales; Aspergillaceae. Gene Ontology annotation, molecular function: nuclear import signal receptor activity; small GTPase binding. The transcript has 7 exons. The record is from RefSeq and is a predicted model, not a curated record. Gene Ontology annotation, biological process: protein import into nucleus. Gene Ontology annotation, cellular component: nucleus; cytoplasm. The coding region runs from base 1 to 3237 and encodes 1078 amino acids.